This is a messenger RNA of Lizanozyma spartinae, 399 nucleotides long. RefSeq lists its product as uncharacterized. The record is from RefSeq and is a predicted model, not a curated record. NCBI's taxonomy places the organism in Eukaryota, Fungi, Ascomycota, Pichiomycetes, Serinales, Debaryomycetaceae. The transcript has a single exon. The coding region runs from base 1 to 399 and encodes 132 amino acids.
AUGGCUACUGAUGAUAGUAACACUAAUGGAGGUUGGGCUGCUGCUCUCUCACAGAAACCAAUUAGUAGAUCAAACAGUAAUUAUUCCAUCAGAGAUACUCCGUCUUUUCCUCGAGCUUCAUCAACCACCAAUAUCAACCAAGGAGUUGCAGAACUUAAUGUCAACGAAGAGUUCAAUUGGGUGGAAAUACGCAAUCAUCUUCAUACUCAAUUCCAAGCAGAUUUGGCCAGUGCUAAAGCGACUGACGGGUCUGUGGUGGUGUUUAAGCUGUUAGAACUGAAUAAUCCAUGGCAACUGAAUCACACUUCAAAUAAACUCAAAACGAAGUCUAUCAAAUUUAACUUGAUGUCGGAGAUAAAUAAGAGUUUAGCAAAACGGACUUUAAAUGAUCGCCCUUAA